GUCCUUACUGAAAUGCCACGAAUAGUAAAUGAGCUUGUAGACUGUGUUGUUUAGCGCUGAGAAGUGAAAAUAGAACCUGGAAGAAGCGCGAGUCGUAACCAGCUGUUACUCAAGUGAACUAGCCAUCACUACCGUGGUAACAUUGCCCUUAUACAUUGACUUCCCUCGUUGGCAAUGGAAAACAUCAUCAUUCUAGAUGACGAUGAGGAAGAAGAGAAGUCCGAACCGUCAUCCUCCACCAACUCGCGUUCAUCCGCAGAUAAACCCAGGAGAAUUGUACAGGCCCCCACACCCACACACAUCAUCCAGUCACCCUUUGCCUCUGCGAAAAAGGAUAGAAGUGUCCUUCAAAAAGAGAAUGAGAAGUUAUUCGCGGAGUUUGUGGAACACUGUAAGCCCCACACUAUCGACUGCCCUGAAGUUUUGACCUUCCUGCAAACCAAACACGGCAAGGCCACGCCAGACUUCUUGUCAUCCGUUGAGUUCCGGAACACUCUGGGACGCUGUCUGACCAGGGCCCAGGCCAGCGCAGCCAAGACCUUUGUCUUCAUCAAUGAACUGUGCACAGUUCUCAAGCAGCACUCGGCCAAGAAGAGGUCAACUACUCACACACUUCCCCCUGCAGACGAGAAGGCGCAAAGGAAGACGGAGGGAGAUGCGGACAGCGGGAGUCUAGCUGAGGCGACACCGUCGACGUCUGGGGCACAAGGUGAAGACGGAAAUGAAGACGGAGAAAAGAAGCCUAAGCGGGCUUCCAGGAGACAGAUUGCGUAUCUGGAGAACCUGUUGAAGGUGUACAAUGAUGAGAUCAAGCGUCUGCAGGAGAAGGAGCUCAGUGUGGAUGACCUGGAGGAGGAGGACUCAAGCUACAUCCAAGAGCACAAAUUGAAGAGAAAAAUGAUGAAAAUCUAUGAUAAGCUCUGUGAGCUGAAGAGCUGUAGCUCUUUGACAGGGAGAGUCAUUGAGCAGAGGGUAUCAUACAAAGGGACUCGUUAUCCUGAAAUUAACAAGAAGAUUGAGCGUUACAUCAACAGCGCAGAGGUGCGGUUGAAUCCACCCGACUACCGUGACAUCCUGCAGUUAGUGCAGCGUGCCAACCAGCGCCACAACCUGUCGCUGACCCGCAGCCAGCAGUCUCAGAUCGCCCAGGAUGCCUUUCAGGAGACGGGUAGCCGCCUGCAAGACAGACGCCACCUGGACAUGGUCUUCAACUUCGGCUCCCACCUCACAGACAUCUACAAACCCAAUACAGACCCCGCCCUCGCCGACCCCACCCUGGCACGUAAGCUGCGGAGCAAUCGGGAGGUGGCUCUCUCCAGUCUGGAGGAAGUGAUCACCAAGUAUGCCAUGAAGCAGGGCGACACGGAGGAGGAGGAGAGGCAGAAGCGCCAGAAAGCUAACCAGAAGAAAGAAGUAAGGAAGAAGAGCUGGAGCAGGAAUCGGGGAAAGUGGAGGAGGAGGAAAAAGGAGGAGGGAAGUGGCGGUGAAGAGGAGGAGGAAGACGAAGAUGACGACGUGUCAUCAGACCCAGACAUUGAAGAAGAAAUUCAGGCCAGUCAUUCUCAAGAGGGUGAUGAGGAAGACGAGGAGAAUGAUGAGCCUACGAAUGCCAGUGAAGGCGAAAACCAAGGGAGUGAGGACUUGCCUUCUGUCAAAUCCUCUGCUCUAGAAGAGGAGGAGGAUGAGGAGGGAGGGGAGGAAGAAGGAACCAGUGAAAAUGACCAGCAGUCAGUGGGCAGCAGCAGCCACAGAGAAGUGUCCACAGACACCUCCCCGCCAGAACAACCUGCAACAGAAAACACCUCCCCUUCAGACAGUCCUAGCCAGUCGGAGCCUGUCAAAACAAUUCUCCCCACGGACAAUCAAUGGCAGAGCCCCAUCUCCCCCUCUCAGCCCAUCACAACAAACUCAGACUCUCUGCCCCCAUCGCCGGUGGUGGUGUCCACCAAUGAGGACUUGUUGAUUUCCUGCGAUACAAAGUCGAUCAACGGCCACUCCCCUCCCCCGAGUCCAGUAGGUUCUGACUCUACUUGGAACUUCAGGAAAAGGAGGAGAAGUGUUGAAGUCAUCCCACAGACAACCAGCGGCAAGCGGCAGAAAGCCAACAGUAUGAGCGGCAGCGAGAGCGACAUCCCUCUGGAUAUGGGUGUGGCCAGUAGUCCCCUGCAGGCAGACUCCACCCGAGCUGACUCGCCCACCCAGGAAAUUGUCAGCAGUUCUCAGAUGACCCCGCCUACAAAAUCCAAUAAGGUUGAUGCAGCAACUCAGUGUGACCCGGAGGAAGUCAUUGUACUGUCAGAUUCAGAUUGAUGAUCACCCGGCUUGCUGUCACAGGACGCAGACCAAGAGGUGUUCCUUGCUAAAGGAAUCCCUCAUUCCUCUCUCAUAGUCCUGUACACCUCGCCCGUUGGAAAGGAUACUUAACAAUCUAGUGCCAGAGGAACCGCUACUCCUCACAUGUAGAUCUGAUGCACCUGUGCAGGCCUUACCUGGGCGUCCACCAACCUUUUGGGGAAAAAAUCGUUUACAACUCCUCUGCUGCUGGACUAGACUGGGCUCAGCUCAGAGCAGGAUUGUGCUGAUGUAAUUCAGGGUUUGCUCUUAAAGAGACACUUCACCGAUUAGCAUUAAGCUC
Sardina pilchardus (European sardine) is the source of this 2635-nucleotide messenger RNA. RefSeq names its product death-domain associated protein (gene daxx). NCBI's taxonomy places the organism in Eukaryota, Metazoa, Chordata, Actinopteri, Clupeiformes, Clupeidae. Gene Ontology annotation, molecular function: histone binding; transcription coactivator activity; transcription corepressor activity. Gene Ontology annotation, cellular component: nucleus; PML body. The transcript is spliced from 11 exons. Gene Ontology annotation, biological process: regulation of apoptotic process; negative regulation of DNA-templated transcription; nucleosome assembly. The record is from RefSeq and is a predicted model, not a curated record. The coding region runs from base 175 to 2310 and encodes 711 amino acids.